Messenger RNA from Mauremys reevesii (Reeves's turtle), 4510 nucleotides. It is a transcript of the gene SRC, whose product is annotated as SRC proto-oncogene, non-receptor tyrosine kinase. The coding region runs from base 655 to 2256 and encodes 533 amino acids. The record is from RefSeq and is a predicted model, not a curated record. Lineage: Eukaryota; Metazoa; Chordata; Testudines; Geoemydidae. The transcript is spliced from 13 exons. Gene Ontology annotation, cellular component: extrinsic component of cytoplasmic side of plasma membrane. Gene Ontology annotation, biological process: bone resorption; cell adhesion; protein phosphorylation. Gene Ontology annotation, molecular function: non-membrane spanning protein tyrosine kinase activity; ATP binding; growth factor receptor binding.
CGAGAGGAGGAAGGGCAGGGCCGGACCAGGGGCCGCCCCCGCCGUGAGCGCCUGAGCCCGGGCACCUGGAGGGACGAGGGAGGGGGGGCUAUUGCGUUGGCCUCGCCUGGCCCCCGAUGCUAAAUCCAAGCAGGCAGCAGCAUGAAUCACAGUGGGGAGAAGGUGUCUCAGCCGCAGGCGGGUGUGAACCGCUGCUGACAUCACGGCUCCAAGUUACAAUCCGGCUCUCUAGCCAUUCGCUGGCGUUGCAGCCGCGCCGGGAAGGGGCCGGGGGCCUGAGCAGCCGAGGGGGUUAAUUCCGCCCCCGCCCCCGAGAGAGACAAAGCCAGAGCCGGGUUUUUGUGUCUGUCUGGGCGCGCCAAGCAUGAGCCGUGUGUCCCCGGCGCGGCUGCCCGGCUCGCUGCCGCUCCGCGCUGGUGUCUCGCAGCGGCGCGGGCGAGGCGUGUAAGCGCGGGCGCCGGGGAGCCUGCGAGCCGCCCAGGGCUUUGCAUGUGGGGGCUGCUGCGCUGGGGAGGAAGGCGCUGAGCGAGGAAGCCGCCUGGCUCGGGGAGUUUUUCGCGGAGAGAGACGAUUCCUGAAGAGCUGAGGUGACUUCACAUACGGCCACACUGCCCCUGUAGAAAGGCUGUAGCUGGACACAUCGCGUUUUGGACCAUGGGGAGCAGCAAGAGCAAACCCAAAGACCCCAGCCAGAGGAGACGCAGCCUGGAAUCUGCCGAGAACGCCCACCAUGGUGGCUACCCUUCCUCUCAAACGCCCAGCAAGACGCCUGUCCCCGACGCCCAUCGGACCCCCAACCGCUCCUUUGGGAGCAUGGCAGCUGAGCCAAAGCUCUUCGGAGGCUUCAAUACGUCCGACACAGUCAUGUCCCCGCAGCGCUCGGGGGCUUUAGCUGGCGGAGUCACCACCUUUGUGGCCCUCUACGACUACGAGUCACGGACGGAAACAGACCUUUCCUUCAAGAAAGGGGAGCGCCUCCAAAUUGUCAACAACACGGAAGGAGACUGGUGGCUGGCUCACUCCCUCACAACAGGACAAACGGGCUACAUCCCCAGUAACUAUGUCGCACCCUCAGACUCCAUCCAGGCUGAAGAGUGGUAUUUUGGCAAGAUCACUCGCCGGGAGUCAGAGCGGCUCCUGCUCAAUUCUGAGAACCCCCGAGGAACCUUCCUGGUCAGGGAGAGUGAAACCACCAAAGGUGCCUACUGCCUCUCGGUCUCUGACUUUGACAACGCCAAGGGGCUCAACGUGAAACACUACAAGAUCCGCAAGCUGGACAGCGGUGGCUUCUACAUCACCUCCCGCACGCAGUUCAACAACCUGCAGCAGCUGGUGGCGUAUUACUCCAAACAUGCUGAUGGCUUGUGCCACCGUCUCACAAACGUGUGCCCAACUGCCAAGCCCCAAACGCAAGGACUUGCUAAGGAUGCUUGGGAAAUCCCCAGGGAGUCUCUGCGACUGGAGGUGAAACUGGGGCAAGGCUGCUUUGGAGAAGUGUGGAUGGGGACCUGGAAUGGCACCACCCGGGUGGCCAUAAAGACUCUGAAACCCGGCACGAUGUCUCCAGAGGCAUUUCUGCAAGAGGCCCAGGUGAUGAAGAAACUCCGUCAUGAGAAGCUGGUUCAGCUGUAUGCGGUGGUGUCGGAGGAGCCCAUUUACAUUGUCACGGAGUACAUGAGCAAAGGGAGCUUACUGGAUUUCCUGAAGGGGGAGAUGGGCAAGUAUCUGCGGCUGCCCCAGCUGGUGGACAUGGCGGCUCAGAUCGCAUCUGGAAUGGCAUACGUGGAGAGGAUGAACUACGUCCAUCGGGAUCUCCGAGCUGCCAACAUCCUGGUGGGGGAAAACCUGGUGUGCAAGGUAGCCGACUUCGGCUUGGCCCGGCUGAUUGAGGACAAUGAAUACACGGCCAGGCAAGGUGCCAAGUUCCCUAUUAAGUGGACAGCCCCAGAAGCUGCUUUGUAUGGCAGGUUUACGAUCAAGUCAGAUGUCUGGUCCUUUGGAAUCCUAUUGACUGAGCUGACCACGAAGGGCAGAGUGCCAUACCCAGGUAUGGUUAACCGGGAAGUGCUGGACCAGGUGGAACGUGGCUACCGGAUGCCCUGUCCUCCAGAGUGCCCCGAAUCGCUGCACGAUCUGAUGUGCCAGUGUUGGAGGAAGGACCCAGAGGAAAGGCCCACCUUCGAGUACCUUCAGGCUUUCUUGGAGGACUACUUCACGGCGACAGAGCCCCAGUACCAGCCGGGCGAGAACCUAUAGACAUGGGGAUGGCUCCUGGUGCCAAAGACCUUGCUCUCCUCCUGGUGUGUCCAUGCACAUGUCACAAGACACACGGCAUCUCAGGAACUCAUUGCAGAGUCUGGGUCUGGUGACUAGUCCUUCUCCCAGAGGGUGGGACUGGUGCUUUUUAGCCCCGCAAAGUGGAGGGGGCUGGGUUCUCCUGAUCACGAAUUACUGAUUUAUGGUCUGUGUUUAACAAAGUGUGGCCAUUUGACCUGGAGAUGAGUCUGAAGGGAAUUGGCUGCGUGCAGUGACUGGGGGUUGGAGAAGGAGCCUUUCCAGAAGAAACCCAGGAGGGAAGAUCUGUGCAGAAGCUGGAGGGGCCUUCAGGGGUCUUCCUCCUAGUAGUUCUGAAGUGCAAUGAAAGGCAUUAUACAAUCUCUGUCUAACAGUGACCUAGGCUCCCUUGCAGCCUGCCUCUCACUGGAGCGCUUGGCUCUGCAGGGACUGGAUGCUAAUGCUACAGAUCGACACCUUGCAAUCUCCGAUCACGCAGCUUCCAGCCUCUCUCUUUCUUUUAAACCAGCACAAGUUUCCUCCCAUACCUCUUUGCUCCCUACGCCUGUUCCCAGAGCAGACUUGGCUGCCGUUCGCUACAGGAAUGUUUGUGGUUUCAGACUGAGAGACUCUUCCAGAGAGGACGUUCAUAUGUCAGUGCUCGCAUGACUCGGUCUCCACUGCCCCAUCCUGCUGGUGUACAGGGCUGUGGCAUUGGGACACUAGCGCCAGCCCCCUUGCCUUGCUGCAGGUCCCAGGCACAUGUGAGUUUGGAUCAGGGAUGCUGACUGUGCCAUAUAGACCUGGAGGCUCUUGAGGUGAUUUUUUCUCCCCGGACGAGGUUCUACUGGAGAGCUAGAAGGACUUCAUGGCCGAGUUGCACGUGCGGCUGCAUUAGUGUUCAGUGUUGCUACUCAUGGGGCCAGUGACUUCUGACUUGUAUCGGGACCACGAGCUGCAGGUUUCUGUCUUCCAGUCUCGUCUGACUCAGCGAAGGGAACCUUGUAAUCUUGAUGACUACUUCGUAGAGACACACUAAGGCAAAUGCCAAUGGGGCAGGAUACCCCUCCUUUUUCCUACCUUUGCUGCCAAUCCCCUAUUGCUUUGAGGGGUAUUCGUCAACGAAGUACCCCUGGUCUUCCAGCCAGCACCCUAAGCAGCUCACCUGGGGAACACCCAGCCAGACCCUCCUGCCUCUCCUCAUUCAGAUGCAUCUUAGUUUACUGCAAGGUUUUUAGUGCCAGAGAAGCAGGGGCGGUCAUUCUUGGGACACUUUGGUGCCAACUCUGCCACAGUCAGGAAAGCCUCUGCCCAGCAAAGGUUUCUUUGUGUCUGAAUCAAGGCCUAAUAUGGAGCUAGCUUCUUACCUAGGGUAAUGGGGCCCUGGCCAUGCCCCAUUGUCCUGUCCUCCACAGGCUGCUGAGCUCGAGAGAAUCCCAGGAGUGCAUCACCCACUCCAUGGGGGUGUGGUUUCAAGAACUACUUAUGGAUGCAUUCAGGGUGGAGGUGAAGUCUCCAUUCUGCCUGAGAGCAGAGGGGCCUUCCCCUCCAUCUUCACUCCAUAAUUGGUCUUGAGCUACCUGGGGGCGUCACCUAAACUCCAGACCCUGCCUAAAAGUUAAAACUGGAUUCUGCUGCUUUAGCCCAGCUUCCAUGGCUGUUUUCCCUGGGUGCGGGUGAGGGUCUGGGAAAGGGCUCCCACAGGGAAGAUCACUAGUUCAGUGCUUCCACUCAACCCCAGGCUUCAGCAACUGGAGCUGAGCUCUUCUGGAAUCAUGGUGGGACCUUUGCACCUGCCCUGUGUGCAGCGUGGCAAGGUAGGGAAGCAACCUCCUUGCCUCAUUGUGUAUUGGAGUCUGGCCUCCUCGUGCCCUUGCUGCAACCUGGCCUCAGGCCCAUGAAUGCAGAAAUCAGGCAAAAUCUCUGUUCCAAGCCUUGGUGAGGAAAGGGAGGAGGAAGGGCCUGAUUCUCUAAGGUGCUAAGAGCCCUCACUUCCCACUGAAAUCCUUGGGAGCUCAGGUUGCUCAGCACUCUAGGAUUGGAUCCUAGGUACUUUCUUCAGCAAACAGCUUGUUGCUCCCAGUUAACGCGCUCUGAUGGUGCAUGAGUGGCUUCCAUGCGUGUAUUUAUGCAGCCACGUGGCAGAGGUUACCUUGACAGCAGUUGACACACAAGUGGCUGGUUGUAUUUUUCAUCAGGCUUGUGAAUAAACAGCAGACGUAAGUUUGCAAGCUUU